Parastagonospora nodorum SN15 is the source of this 1002-nucleotide messenger RNA. RefSeq lists its product as hypothetical. Lineage: Eukaryota; Fungi; Ascomycota; Dothideomycetes; Pleosporales; Phaeosphaeriaceae. Gene Ontology annotation, molecular function: metallopeptidase activity. The transcript has 5 exons. The coding region runs from base 1 to 1002 and encodes 333 amino acids. The record is from RefSeq and is a predicted model, not a curated record.
AUGACUCUGAUAUAUUCCCGAGUUUUGAUCCUGCUUCUUCUUUCAAUCACCGUCCAUUGCAAAACCUACUUCGUGCACGAGAGCUGUAGUGCAAAGGAUGGAUGGAACAAGUACAUGAACGAAGCCCUCAGUUUCGCAAAAAAGAGCGCGGAGAGAUUGAACAGUGAUUCCGAUACAGACUUCGCAGCUGUCUACAAAAGAAUCUUUCAGGCCGAAAAAUCCUCCCCAAACUCGAAAUAUAUCAGAGAAACUGUAGGAACGAUCGCUGAUCUCACCCCCACAACGGAUCUGAAGGCAUCGGACAUCAGAUUCCAUUGCGAUAAUGGUAUGCUUGCGCUUCGUUCUGAUCACACAGCAAUGAAAGCUGAUUUCGCCAUAGACGAACGGUGGCAAAAAAAGAGCAGAGGUUGGCAUGAUCCAGUACAUGACAUGAUCUUGAGAGCGAGUGGGGGUACACCAUCGUGUCAUGGUCAAGCCAAGGGCGUUACUUAUGGCGCACGCGCAAUCGCCCCAACCGAUGCAAGCAGUCCACGUGCAGGACAGAACCCAGCACGAGUAGUCAUAUCUAUAUGCGAUAGCGCGUUCAAAUCUGAAGACGGCUCUCCUCUGUAUUUUUCAGAUGAUCUCAAACAGCAGGACCUCGAGGACUCACCAAUCGACAAUCUGGCAGUUAUAUUGUCAAUCACGAUCAUCCACGAACUCGCUCAUGCGGUGACCGGUCUCGAGAUCCGAGACCUACCUAACCAGGCUUCAGCUUACACCUGGGACAAUGUCAUAAACAAGGCGACUGAUGUUGCGAGCAAGAAUGCGGAGAAUUAUGCGUACUUGGCACUGUGGGCCGGCAUAGCAGAUGCUGGCUACACACUGCCACGGGUGCGUAACGACCUACCGGAUGUGGUGAAGAAAGAGUUGGAGAACGAUUGUAAAGAGGGGUAUUUGAGAAAGUACAAAGACAUUACCAAACGCUGGGUGAGCAAGAUUGAGAUGUCAUUUGUCGCAUAA